Colletotrichum truncatum is the source of this 618-nucleotide messenger RNA. Its product is annotated as extracellular scp domain protein. The record is from RefSeq and is a predicted model, not a curated record. Gene Ontology annotation, cellular component: extracellular region. Lineage: Eukaryota; Fungi; Ascomycota; Sordariomycetes; Glomerellales; Glomerellaceae.
AUGCAUCUCAAGUAUCUUACCUCAGCAGUCAUCUUCUUUCAGUUUACCGCCGCACAGUCGGCAGUGUCGACAAUCACUCAAAACCUACCGCAGCCAACCCCCGAGCCGGAAUGGGAUUCCGAUGACACCUUCACCUCCGCGGUGCUCAAUAGCACAAACCACUACCGAGAGCAACACAACGCCUCGGACGUGUCCUGGAACGAGACUCUUGCCGACUUUGCGGAAGAAUAUCUCGAUGGCAUGGAAGACUGCGACUGGGAGCACUCGGAUGGACCUUAUGGCGAAAACCUGGCGAAAGGGUAUCCGAACGUGACCCGUAGCGUCGAGGCAUGGGGCGACGAGCGCGACGAUUAUGACUUCGACGAUGCCGAGUUCAGUGAGGAGACGGGGCAUUUCACGCAACUUGUAUGGAAGAACACGACCGACGUCGGAUGCGCGCGCAAGCUGUGCAACGAUAAUGCGUGGUACCUUGUGUGCGAGUACUGGCCUAGGGGUAACGUGCUUGGGCAGUUCGAGUACUCGGUAGACGAGAAGGUGAGCUUUGGGGCGAGAAAUGCGCCGGAGAUGUUCUCAGCAUUCCUUGUGGCUAUGACCUUUGCCAUGUGGAUGACGGCUUGA